This is a messenger RNA of Stegodyphus dumicola, 680 nucleotides long. RefSeq lists its product as uncharacterized. NCBI's taxonomy places the organism in Eukaryota, Metazoa, Arthropoda, Arachnida, Araneae, Eresidae. The record is from RefSeq and is a predicted model, not a curated record.
UGCUUGUUGGGUUCAUUCUUUUAUUUCACCUUUUCGUGUAGAUUACGCUGCCAACGAUGAGUGCAUAAGGAAAGUAGUGGAUGAUUAUUUUUCCUUCUACUUGGAAGAAGCCAAUGAUACAUAUAAUGCUUAUAGAGAGAAGACAGAAGCUUCAACUGAAAGUCCAUUCCAGGAAAGAAGUGAUCAUGAAAAAGCGGAAAAUCGAGAAUGCUUAAAAACAUCUCUAGCCGUCCACUGGUUGUUGAAGGAAAUUCAUGAUUCUUGCAGUCCUGAAGCUCGCCAUGUGAUGCUUAAACUUUUACGCAAAUCGGACUACUUUCGAUACCUAUGUGGAGAACAUGACAUUUUGGAACUGCAAAACUCUUUCACUAAAUUCGUUAGAAAGACUCAAACCAAAGAAGAAAGGGAGAUGAUGAGAGAAACCUUCCACUUCGAACAUCCCUAGAAAUAAAGUUCCGGUCUAUGUAUAAACCAAGAACUUUGAUAUUUACCUAAAUGCAGGAUGUGACAAAUGUGUUUUAUUAUUUACUAAGGAAGGUAAAAGAAAAGUUUUAAUAUUGUUAGGGACGUUGUUUUAAAACAUAAUGAUAUGUUUUUAAAAUAUAAUGAAAUGUUUUAGAUUUUAGAAAAUUUAAAUCAAACAUAUAGUUAAGUUUCAAUAAAUUUGACUUCAGUAGAAA